Messenger RNA from Scheffersomyces coipomensis, 3730 nucleotides. RefSeq names its product nucleocytoplasmic transporter. NCBI's taxonomy places the organism in Eukaryota, Fungi, Ascomycota, Pichiomycetes, Serinales, Debaryomycetaceae. The transcript has a single exon. Gene Ontology annotation, molecular function: structural constituent of nuclear pore; RNA binding. Gene Ontology annotation, biological process: RNA export from nucleus; post-transcriptional tethering of RNA polymerase II gene DNA at nuclear periphery; telomere tethering at nuclear periphery. Gene Ontology annotation, cellular component: nuclear pore; nuclear pore cytoplasmic filaments. The coding region runs from base 291 to 3704 and encodes 1137 amino acids. The record is from RefSeq and is a predicted model, not a curated record.
AACAACAACAACAACAACAACAACCAUCGUCAGGUUUAUUUGGAACUAAACCAGCAGGUUCUUCAUCAUUAUUUGGAGCAUCGACAAACCCAGCUCCAUCAGGAGGAUUGUUUGGAUCAAGUCAACCGUCAGGGGGAUUGUUUGGAAGUUCAGGUCAAAGUUCAGGUGGACUCUUUUCAAAUUCCAAUCAAAUAAAUCAAACCCAACAGAGUCAAUUACCUUCUGUUAAUACCAUAAAUCCAUAUAAUUAUAAUAAUGUCAUCACUAAUAUUCAAAACACUUUGAAUUCCAUGCCAGAGUCUAUCACCAGUAAUAUAUUUCUUGAAUCAGAUAAGAAAGAUUCUCAAAUAAAGAGACGUUUCUCAUAUUUAGAAAAGAAACCAGAAAGUACCCUUGCAUCAAAUUCUUCAAAUUCAUCACCAUCUAUAUUAACCAAACUUGGAAGAACGUUUAGAAUCUUUCGUAAUCCAACCUCAUCAUUAGCAUCCAUUGGACAAUCCUUCAGAGGUAUAUUUUCUGAUUCUGAUCCAAAAAAGAGCAUAAAUUCCAUCACUAAUACUGCUACAAGUGCUGCAACUCAGCAAAGUAGAGUAUCUAAACCUGUAUUCGCUAGAUCUUCUAAUACCAGACACGCAGGAAGUAUGAAACGAUUAAUUAUAAAAUCCAAACCUAUGAAAUUUUAUUUAAUCGAUGCUAAUAAAGUCAUAUCCUCCAAAAAGAGAAAGGUCAUUCCAAAUGUGGUUCUGUCUGAUAAAUUAUUAUCAGAGAAGUAUUAUUCAAGUGACGAUGAAUCAGAUGAGGAAAUUGAUUCAUCUCAAAAGACAUUUAAUAGAUUUCCUUAUAAUAUCUCUUCCAAAGAAGAUGGUGAAAGUAGUAAAUCAAAACCAAUUUUGGGAGAAAGUGUUAAACUGCCGGAGCCAAAAGCAAAUAAUAUCAUUAAUGAAGAAAUAAAUGGCUAUUGGAGUACUCCAACCAUACAGGAAUUAUCCUCAAUGUCAUUAGCACAACUUGCUGGAAUUGAAAACUUUAUUAUUGGUAGAGUUGGGUAUGGUCAAGUUGCUUAUAAUUAUCCUGUUGAUUUAUCUCAAAUUGCUACCAAUGCCAAAUCCAAAAAUAUUUCCUUUGAGGAAGAAUUAUUUGAAAAUACAGUACUGAUCAGACAUAAACAUGUGAUUGCCUACCACAAUGAUGAAGCCAAUAAACCUGCUCUUGGGUUUGGAUUAAAUAUACCAGCAACCAUAACAUUGGAAGGAGUAUCUCCUACCGAAAGUGAAUCAGCUGCUGAUUUCAUCAGAUACUUACAACAAAGAAAAGGAAUGGAAUAUGUCACUUACGAUCCAAUAACUCAUGUUUGGAUUUUUAAAGUUAAACAUUUCAGUAUAUGGGGGUUAGUAGAUGAUUCAGAAGCUUUACUUGAAAUGAAACGAAAGCAAGAUAUUCAGGAGGAUCAACAUGAUAUUGAAUAUUCUAAAUUAUAUUCAAAUGAAUCAUAUCUUAAAGAAAUCAAAAAGCAAAAGAUUGAGAACGAAACCAAAGAUUUACCAGGAGGUUGGAAUUUAAAUACUAAUAACAAUAAUAAUCCAUUAAAUAUAAAAAGAGGAUUAGUUGCCCAAGAAAUUGAAAGUCAAAUUGAUCAAUUCAAUAAUAGCGAUGCUAUUGCUUUAAGUAAGAUUGUUAAUGAUAUCACCAUACAGGAUAAUUAUGAAAACGCACUGCCAUUAGAAGAACAAGAAAGUAUUCUUGAUGAUAUUCUGUUUGAUGAAAAUGAAAAUAAAUUGGAUUAUUUAAAACAACUCGUUAGUUUCCUUCCUCGUGAUGUUAAUUUUAAUGAGAUCGUUAACGAAAAAGUUUAUGAACCCGAAAUCACUAAUGAUGCUAUUUUUGAUAGUAUUCAAACUAAACCUAAUUUACCAGUAUCAGAUGAUUGGUUAGUUCAAUUAGAAUUGGCUAAUGAUUUAAAUUCAUCUUUGACUCCAUUUGCAGCGGCUACUGAAAAUGUUGGUGGUAAAGGUGGUAAAAUUUCAAUCAAUGCCGUGGAUGACUUUUUGUUUUCUGAUUUCAAUAAAUCUUUAAUUGGUAAAGAUCAAGUUUCAACUCCAAAUAAUUUUUCAGCUAAAGUUAAAAGCAUUGAUACAAAGUUAAAUUUAUCAGUAAGUUCAAUCGUAUCUAUAUUGUUAGCAAAAUCAUCCGUAUCAACGAGAUCAAAUACUUUCCCAAUAAUUAAAAAGUCAAGUCCUAUUAAGAUUUCGGAAUUUUCAAAUAUUGAUAGGUCAUCUCCUAGUGAAUCGCAAUUAAUUUCACUUGCUUCAGCUCUUUUUGACGAACAAACUGGUGAAUACGAGAAACAAGUUUCAAAAGAUGAUUCAGAGUUAUUAGCACAUGCUUCUGAAUUAUCAAAGAAGAAAGUAUUUGGAAAUUGGUUAAAGUCAUUCAACUCUAAAGCCAUUAAAUUGUUGAUAGAACAAAAUCAAAAUGAUCCAUUAGAAUUAGCAUUCACUUAUAUCUGUGCAGGAGAAAUCAAAUCUGCUAUUCAAACUGCUUUAAAUUCUGAUAAUCCUCAUUUAUCAGUGAUAUUGACUUUGGUUGAUUCCAAUGAUGAAAAUAUUCAAAAUAUCGCUGCUAGUCAGAUUGAAAGUUGGAUUGAAAGUGAUAGUUUAGAGUUAAUUCCAUCUUCUAUUGUUAAAAUAUAUCAAGUGAUAGCGGGAUUGCUCGAUGAAGUAGUGGAAGAAUUACCUUGGAAUAUUGCCUUAGCUAUCAAAUUAUUCUAUGGUGAUUCCAGUUUGAAACUUGAGGAAGUCAUUAAGGAAGUUUAUGAUAGUAAUCUUUCUGGAUCCAAAUUUGGUGAACUGACUGAAGUUAUUGAUAUUUUACAGUUAUUUUAUCAACAACAAACUGAAGGCAAAGAUAAGGCACUUGAAACCAUUAGAAAUUCAUCUUUAAGUAAGUUAUUAAAAUGGUUAUUUUAUGAUAUACUUUCCACUGAUGAUUCAAGUUCUGAUUUUGAUGAAUUAACUUACGAUCUUGGUAAUUAUUUACAAGAACAAGGAUUAUGGAAAGAUUCAUUAUAUGUUCUUGCUCAUUUAUCCAAUGAUGUAAGAGCAAAAGAUGCUAUUAGAAAUGUGAUUAUCUCUAAUACUGGAUCUAUCAAAGGAUCAAACUAUGAUGAAGAACCAUAUUUGGUUGGAACUUUAAAAAUUCCUCAUACUUUAAUCUAUGAAGCUAUCGGAAUAAAGAACCAUAGUGAGAAGAAAUAUUGGGAAGAAUGUGAAGCUUAUAUUACUGCUAAAUUAUGGGAUAAUGCUCAUGAUACCAUCAUUAAACAAUUAGGUCCUGCUACUGUUAUUGCUAAUAGUGAUGAAUUAAAAUCAAGAUUCUUACAAGUAUUAACUCAAUUUCCACAAUCAGGAUUAAUUAUAUCAGAUUGGAAUAAAGGGGCAGGUAUUUAUCAAAAUUAUUUCAAUAUCAUAAAUAAUCCAAACGAUAUAACUAGUUUGAAAUUCCUUCUUGCUAAUAUUCCAGUGGUUAAAGAAAGUUCAAGUUUCCAAACCAAAUGUGCGCUAAAGAUAAUAUCGAAAAAAAUAGGUGAUCUCGCUAUAAUUAAUGCUUCUAACAUUGAAGACCCCGAACGAAAAGUUAAAGCCUUAUUCUUAGGCUCUACAGAACGUAAAUACUUUGAUAUUCGUUUACAACUGAUAUGUAUAUAGAGCAAGUUAAAUAUUUAAUAUAAAAU